GUUCCACCUGGUCAACCCGUCUGUUUCCUGAGAAACCGAGCAACAACGGCAAGAAAGGAAAAGUGACAAAAAAAACAAGCGCCAGAACGGGCGUUCGAGUUCUACGCGGUCUGCGCACACAUUGAACGAUCGGCGCAUUUCUUGCUCCCUCGAAGUCAUGGCACUGAGGGCAACUGUCCUGCGCUUCCCGAUUGACCCUGACGCCCAGGAGGGUUCCGGUUUACCAUGGGGAGUGACGGUGACGCCUUUCGCGGCCAAGGACGAAAACGGUCAAGCUCCAGUUUAUGGAUCUGACGGGCACCUCUUGCCCCGGUGUGAGAACUGCUGGGCAUACUUCAAUACUUACUGCGAGCUUGAACAGUGGUCAUGGAGUUGCUCACUCUGCGGCACCCUCAAUGGCCUUUCAUCCAAGGCUAUUACUCGAUACUCUCGCCCACAGUCCUGUGCCGAGAUGAUGUCCUCCUUCAUAGAUCUUGAAUUACCGGAGGAACCAUCAGAGGAAGCAGCAAUGCAUGCUCGUCCAGUCUAUGUUGCUGCUGUUGACUUGACCUCUUCAGAGGAGUUUCUAGAUCUCAUUAAAAGUGCCUUGCUGGCAGCUUUGGAAGCUCUUGCUCCUGGUUCACUUUUUGGGCUUGCUACCUUCAGCCACAAAUUAGGGUUGUAUGAUGUUCAAGGUCCUAUACCUGUUGUAAAAAAUGUUUUUAUCCCUCCCGAUACAGAGGGAACCUUAUCAAUUGAGCUUGAAGAUGUCAUGCCUUUGUUACAGUUUUUGGCUCCUGUGGAAACUUGUAAGGAGCGUAUUGCAUCUGCCCUUGAAACACUUAGACCAACAACUUCAUGGGAGAGAACUACAGCAGCAGGUCAAGGACUGGAUGGUGUUCUGAUAGGCGGGCGUGGUUUUGGGGUCGCAAUGGAAGCUCUUUUCAAUUACCUUGGAUCUGAAUAUGGAAACACCUUUGCUUUAGCUAGAGUUUUUGCCUUCUUGUCUGGUCCUCCUGAUUAUGGAGCUGGACAAUUGGAUACUAGAAGAUAUGGAGAGCAAUAUGCCAGCAAACGAGAGGAUGCAGACCGUGCCUUACUCCCUGAGCAGACACCAUUCUAUAAAGAUCUGGCUGCUGUUGCUGUUCAAGCAGGUGUCUGUGUGGACAUAUUUGCUGUAACAAAUGAGUACACAGAUUUGGCAUCCCUAAAGUUCCUGAGCAUUGAAAGUGGGGGUUCUUUAUUAUUAUAUACAAGUAUUGAGGAUUCAACUUUGCCCCAGGACAUGUAUCGGAUGCUGAGUAGGCCAUAUGCUUUUGGUUGUGUACUACGAUUAAGAACAUCAACUGAAUUUAAACCUGGUCAUUCUUAUGGUCAUUUUUUCCCAGAUCCCCAAUAUGAAAAUGUUCAGCACAUCAUUUGUUGUGACUCAUACGCCACAUAUGCUUAUGAUUUUGAGUUUGAGAACAACGUUGGGUUUUCAAGGCAUGCAUCAGAAGUUCCUACGCUUCAGAUUGCAUUUCAAUACACAGUAGUGGUUCCUCCUGAGGAACUUUCCAGUUCAGGAACGACUUCUACUAGUAGAACCAAGCAUUCCCUUAAGCGUCGAUUGAGGAUUCGGACUUUGCAGUUCAGUGUUGCUCAGAACAUGCAUGAACUUUAUGAUAGUGUUGAUCCUGAAGUUGUGCUAUCUUUGCUUGUUCACAAGGUCAUAUUAGCUUCUUUGAAGGAAGGAGUUCGGGAGGGCAGGAUGUUACUUCAAGAUUGGCUAGUGCUCCUUACAGCCCAGUAUAAUGAUGUUCAUAAACUUGUUCAGUAUGGGAGUGGAAGUUCCUUAAGUUCUCAGAUUGAUGUUUCAUUCUCCCAAUGUCCACAACUGCAGCCUCUUCCCCGCCUAAUUUUUGCUCUCCUUCGUAAUCCUCUUCUUCGCUUUCAUGAGGAAGGCAUUCAUCCAGACUACCGCAUCUAUUUGCAAUGUCUUUUCAGUGCUCUGGAGCCAAGUUCCCUCCACCGAGCUGUGUAUCCAGUGUUGACUUCAUAUUCUACUCCAGAUAAACAAGCAUAUCCACGCCAUUCCUUGAGUCGUGCUGCACUAAUUACCAGUGGCAGUCCAAUAUUUUUCCUUGAUGCGUUCACAACUCUGAUUGUGUUUUACUCUUCAACUGCAGACCCAUCACUUCCUUUCCCUCCUCCCCAUGAUUGUUUGUUAAGGACUACGAUCAAUAAAUUGAAGCAAGAGAGAUGCAUCACUCCCAAGCUCAUAUUUAUCCGGGGAGGACAAGAUGAUGCCUCAAUUUUUGAAAACUUUCUGAUCGAGGAACAGGAUGUUGAUGGAAGCGGUCUCACGAGUGUAAUGGGUUUUGUUUCCUUUCUUGAAGGUAUUACGCAUGAUGUGUUAGAAUACAUGAAAUAGAGCUCUUUCCUCAAUGUAGUGGGUGAUCACAAGUACAAGAAAUAUUUCCAAGGUAGCAUUCGUUUUUGGAAGAAGGAUCAAGCACAUAGUAUCUGCUUCUUUCCGCUAGAAAGCCCAUUUCGAAUCACAUUUAUAGUAGAUGAUAGUUGUUGUACAUUAAGAUAUAUCUUUUAUGUUUUCUUUGUAAACCUUUCUUUGGGAAUCUAUGUUUUUGUUGCAAGAAAUAGAAUUGUUCUUUAGUUAAA
This is a messenger RNA of Prosopis cineraria, 2637 nucleotides long. Its product is annotated as protein transport protein SEC23 D. Gene Ontology annotation, molecular function: zinc ion binding; SNARE binding. Bases 158 to 2392 code for a protein of 744 amino acids. NCBI's taxonomy places the organism in Eukaryota, Viridiplantae, Streptophyta, Magnoliopsida, Fabales, Fabaceae. Gene Ontology annotation, cellular component: COPII vesicle coat; endoplasmic reticulum exit site. The record is from RefSeq and is a predicted model, not a curated record. Gene Ontology annotation, biological process: COPII-coated vesicle cargo loading; endoplasmic reticulum to Golgi vesicle-mediated transport; intracellular protein transport. The transcript is spliced from 14 exons.